This is a messenger RNA of Aplosporella prunicola CBS 121167, 1602 nucleotides long. RefSeq lists its product as uncharacterized. NCBI's taxonomy places the organism in Eukaryota, Fungi, Ascomycota, Dothideomycetes, Botryosphaeriales, Aplosporellaceae. The record is from RefSeq and is a predicted model, not a curated record. Bases 253 to 1482 code for a protein of 409 amino acids. The transcript has 4 exons.
AAGCUCAAGGAGGGCCAGAGUGAGGAGGGCCUCGACGAGACCUUGCGCAACCAGGCCGUUGCCGCCGGAAUUGAGGUUGCUGAACUGGACAAGACUGUCGCCCAGCUCAACCGCCUGAGCAUCACCAUUUCUCCCGUUCGCCGCUCCUCGGUCUCUGGAGAUACCCAGGGCUCUUACCCGUCCGACGUCACCACCCCGGAGUCGCCAUGCGCCAACGACAGGCUCGACAGCGCCUCCUUAGCCUCGAGCGCAAUGUUUUCCACCUCACCUCCGCCUUCUACUCCUGCGAGCAAUCGUUACUCUCGCUUUUCCGGCAGUGGUUUCUCUUCGAUGCGCGCCAGUCUCAAGGACAAGCUCAGGAAGCAGUCAACGCGCCUGCGCGGAAGAUCCACAGGUCGCGAAGAUGAGUCUGCUAUAGUGUCGACUAGACAUGAGAGACCAGAAUAUUCCAAUCGUUUCAGCAGUUAUGUCGGGGGGCGCGGCAUCCAUAGAACAGUCCAAAACAGAGACGAUUCGGCCAGCUCGGCCACCGACAUUGACGUGCACUCACUUGCUUUGAUGGAUCCCUCGAGGCCUUCAAGCAGCGAUUCGCUCGUUGCUCCCCAAGCCACCCUGAAUGGAACGAUCUCGGACGCCCAGCGAACUGCGCUGAAACUCGCAAUGGAGAGCCCGAGCUUUGCAAAAAUGUGGGCUGAGUACUGCAAGAUGUUCGAGCGGAUCUCCUCCUUCGAAAUCAAACAAAGGAACCUCCUCCAGUUCUAUGAGAAAUUCUCUGAGACAACGUUAGCUAACCAAAAGCGCGAAUGGAAGGAGAUGAUAAUCCAAAAGAAACAGAACACCAAGGAGAUGGACGACGUCAAUAGGAGACAAGCAGGAGAGCAAUUCUCCCUCUUCAGAACCCAGCAAAAGGCUCAUGAAAACAGCAUGAAUGCUCUGAAGCAUAUGAAGAGAUACUGCAGCGGUUCGACAGUUGCUGAUUUGCAGAAAAGGAGAGUUACAGAAGAGGACAAGAAAAGACUCAAGGCUCAGGAAAAAGCUCACCAAGACUUGGAAGUAAAGCACCAGAACGCAAUGGUGUCUCUCGAACAGCGACAGGAAAAGGAGAAGAAGGAUAGGCUGGAGGCUCAUGAAAAAGAGUGGAAGAAAUUUGAAGAGACUACCAUGGAGGCUUCUGUUGCCUUGCGGAGGAUCUGCCGAGAUCUGGAACGUCAACUCAACGAUCUCAUCCGGACCAGGCGUCUUCGUGCGAUCCAGCGCUGGAACCUCGAUGUCCGUCUUUGGGAAAAGAACGCCCCUGAGGAUGUCGACGUUCCGUCCAUGGAGGACAUGCCCAACAUCCCCUGGCCGGACCGACUCCAGGCGGAGACAUUUGCGACUCGAUCAUCGAGCAUCUUAGACACGUACAUCACCUUCAACAACCUGCCGCCCGUUGUUUCUCUCAGGGCUUCAUCGAUGAACAACACUACCGAACAGUCGACCUGAUCACCUGCGCCCGCGCGGCGAAUGGGCAGGCUGAAAUGAAAGUCGAAACGAAAUAGCUUUGCAUAGCGACUGGAGUUUUUAUGCUGGGACAUCGGACACCCGAUUUCACGUGGCUUUUUU